Molecule: messenger RNA, 7102 nt
Organism: Cryphonectria parasitica EP155
Lineage: Eukaryota; Fungi; Ascomycota; Sordariomycetes; Diaporthales; Cryphonectriaceae
Exons: 5
Coding region: 1-6924 (2307 amino acids)
Biological process (GO): secondary metabolite biosynthetic process; fatty acid biosynthetic process
Molecular function (GO): 3-oxoacyl-[acyl-carrier-protein] synthase activity; oxidoreductase activity; fatty acid synthase activity
Source: RefSeq, a predicted model, not a curated record
AUGGAGGACACAGACGCUCAGGCAAAGGCCCAGCUGCCUUGUGUUGAUGGUCAUGAUGUACAAGCCGACAACAAUCAUGUUCUUCAUCCUCAUAGCACUGGCGACGGCGUCGCCCCCAAUACCCUUGCUCCCAUUGCCAUCAUAGGCAUGUCCUGUCGGGUGUCGGGGGAUGUCUCUUCUCCAGAAGAUUUCUGGCAGAUGAUUUGCAGAGGGCGAAAUGGAUGGUCUGAGAUCCCUGAGGAUCGAUUCAGCAAAGGCGCCCACUGGCACCCAAACCCUGCCAGGAAGGGUGCCUUCAACUCUCGUGGCGGCUACUUCAUCAAACAAGACCCGGCCAUGUUUGAUGCACCCUUCUUCAACAUCACACGGGCUGAAGCAGAAGCUAUGGGCAUGUUAUCCCCCUUUCUUAACGCAGGUAUCCCCAAGGAGUCACUUCCAGGUCAGAAGAUCGGAGUCUUCGUUGGUGGUGCCGCGUCCGACUAUCGCCUGGGUACACUGCGGGAUCUCGAGCAGACUCCUAUGUUUGAUGCCACUGGAAAUCAUCAGUCGAUCCAGGCUGGACGCAUCUCGCACCAUUUCGAUCUCAGAGGCCCUAGCUGCAGCGUCGACACCGCCUGUAGCUCAAGUCUCUACGCCCUGCAUCAAGCAGUGCUGAGCAUUCGGAAUGGGGAGUGUGACCAGGCCAUUGUGGCAGCAUGUCAUCUUAAUCUUCAGCCUGGAGACUGGAUCUCGAUGAGUUUGUCCAGACUAUUCUCUGACCAGGGCAUGACGUUUGCCUUUGACAACCGUGCCAAGUCUGGAUUUGCCCGUGGCGAUGGAGUGGGUGUUUUGGUCCUCAAGCCUGUGCAUCGCGCUGUUAAAGACAAUGACAGAAUCCGGUCUGUCAUUGUGAACUCGGGUGUGGGUCAAGACGGCAGAACUGUCGGGAUCACUUCGCCGAGUGGAAAGGCCCAGGAGCAGCUGAUGCGUGAAGUGUACGCCCGAGCCGGCAUCAGCUCGCAGGAUGUUGGUUUCGUCGAAGCACACGGGACAGGCACCAAAGUUGGUGAUCCCAUCGAGGCCACAGCCAUCCACAAUGUCUUCUCUGAGGGCAGAACAGCCAAGAAUCCCCUCUACCUGGGAUCUGUCAAGAGCAAUGUCGGCCAUCUUGAAAACGCCAGCGGAGUUGUGGCCGUCAUAAAAGCCGCCAUGAUGUUGGAAAAGGGCUUCAUCCUCCCCAACACGAAUUUUGAGACGCCAAACGAGAAUAUUCCACUCCGAGAGUGGAAUAUGAAGGUUCCCACGUUUCAGCAGCCGUGGCCCUCCAAUAAAAAGUACAUCAGCAUCAACAACUUUGGCUUUGGCGGAUCCAAUGCGCACUGCGUGCUCGCAAGACCACCACUUUAUCACUCCGGGCCAGGCCAGGCAAGGCCCGUGUCCACGGCCAAACAGCGCCUGUUCGUACUGUCGGCCAACGACGAGGUUGCUGCAAAGAGCACCAUGAAGAACCUCUCCAUUUAUCUGGAACAGCAUCCCGAGGUCUUCCAGAAGCAGCUCCUCCGGAACCUGGCCUACACACUCUGCCACAGACGGUCUCAGCUCUCGUGGCGUAUCGGCCUCGUUGCGUCAUCCGCUUCUGAACUGGCCGAGGCCGUCAGCUCUUCCGAUGCCAGACCGGUCCGAGCUGCCCAGCAAGCCCCAAAGAUUGCCUUCGUGUACACUGGACAGGGGGCUCAGUGGCACGCCAUGGGUCGUGAGCUGAUGGGUGCGUAUCCUGUGUUUGCCAGCACAAUGCAUACUGCAGAUCGCUGUCUCCAGAGCCUGGGUGCCGACUUCUCUCUGGUAGAGGAGUUGUCCCGGGACAAGACCAGUUCUCGGGUGGGUGAGGCCCACAUCAGCCAGCCUGCAUGCGUGGCCAUUCAGCUAGCCCUCACGGACCUUCUCAGUUCCUGGGGCGUCUCGCCUUCUGCCGUAACUGGCCACUCCAGUGGGGAGAUCGGCGCAGCUUAUGGUGCUGGAGCGCUGACCCUGGAAGCGGCCAUGUGCGUUGCCUACCAGCGCGGUCAGGCUGUGGUCAAGAUGAGGGCGCGAUACCCAGACCUGCGAGGCUCCAUGAUGGCAGUAGGUGCUGGCCCAGAAGCAAUGAAGCCUCUUUUACAGCAGCUUACCGAUGGCGUUGCGGUGGUGGCCUGUGAGAACUCGCCCAGCUCGGUGACCAUCUCAGGCGAUGAGGCUGCUAUUGAUGCGCUGGAUACAAUAAUCGAGUCGGAACAACUCUUCCACAGAAAGCUUCGGGUCGACGUUGCAUAUCAUUCGCCACACAUGGGACUUGUCUCGGAUGACUACUAUGAGAGCAUACACGAGACACUGUCUACUGCAACCAACGCAUCAUCAUCAUCCUCCUCUCCUGCCUCGCCCAGUGAAUGUCGCCAGGUGGAGUUCUUCUCGUCUCUGCGUGGAACCAAGAUCCAGGAUACCUCUUCUCUCGUCGACGCGACGUACUGGGUCGAAAACCUCACGAAGCCAGUACGAUUCUCUACAUCGGUCAAGCAGCUGUGCACCGAGAGCCCUCCAGAUGUGAUUGUGGAAAUUGGGCCACAUGCAGCACUCGAGGGGCCAGUCAAGCAGAUUCUCAAAGGCUGUGGUGUCGGACCUCAACAACAGACGAGCAGCAGCAACAAGGCAAUUGAUUACUUGUCGGUUCUGUAUCGGAGUAAAUGUGCCGUCAAUACCUCGUUGCGAUUGGCUGCGAGCCUUCACAUGAAAGGCCAGCCUUUGAACAUGGCCAACAUCAAUUUGGAAGAUCCAAAUGUCUCACCGCCUGUUCUCGUCGAAGAUAUGAAGCCGUACCCAUGGUGCCGCCAGAAGUAUUGGUCUGAGCCACGUCUGUCUCGACAACAUCGUAUCAAGCCCUUUCCCAGGCAUGAUCUCUUGGGAAAUAUGGCCGAUUUUUCCAACGAAAUAGCACCCAGCUGGAGAAACGUCCUCAGGACAGAGGACCUCCCAUGGCUGCGUGACCACAAGAUGCAGUCACUGACCACUUUCCCUUUUGCUGGGUUCGUCUCCAUGGCGAUCGAGGCUGCAGCCCAGCGCGCGGCCCAUCGUGGUGUUGCGUUCCAGAGCUUUAGCCUACGAGAGAUCCAGGUCAAGAGGCCGCUGCUGAUGGAGGACGGCGAGGAUUAUGAGGUCAUGACUUGCUGUUCACCUUAUGCUGAGGGAUUGCGCUCCUAUUCGGACGAAUGGGAUGAGUUCCGCAUCCUAUCUUGGGAAGAUGGUGGCAAGGGAUGGACUGAACACUGUCGUGGCCUGAUCUCGGCCAGGAAGAAUGCUUCCCACCAUCAACGCGACGCUGUAGCCCGUCAAAAGAUUGAGGCUGCAGAACAAACAUGCAGCGACGAGGAAAUACCCGUCUCCACGUUCUAUCAGGACCUGGAUGGUAAAGGAGCCACUUAUGGUCCGACAUUCCGAAGACUCAGCUCCAUCAGGUCCAGUGAUUCCUACUCGGUGGCCGACGUGGAUGCUGCGGUGGUUACAGAUACAACAGCCACGAUGCCCAUGGAGUAUCAGACGCCAUACCAUGUUCACCCUGCGCUCCUGGACCAGAUCCUGCAGCUCUCAUUCCCGAUCCUCGGUGCCGGCAGGCCGUCCGUGGGCAUGAGAACGCUCUACAUGCCCUCGGCCAUCCAGGAGCUGCACGUACAGCGCGAUGUGACCACAUCGACGACCUUGCUCCCAGGUGACAAAUUGCGCGUUGUAGGUCAUGGGUGUCCCGACCACAAGAACCCCAAGGCCACCGAUUUUGACAUGGACGCCAUUCUGUCUCGUCCAAGUGUUGAGGGAGAGAAGGAAAGUCACCCUGACGCUCUCGCCGUCUCUUCAUUGAUCAAAAUAGUUGGCCUCUGCAUGACACCCGUGAGAAACGAGAGCGGCACCCUCGAUAACCCCCGAGAACUGUGUUUCAGGAUGCAGUGGGAGCCUGUCCUCUCAAGUGACGGAACCAGCACGCCUACUACUGUCGAGAACAACAACAGUGAUUCUGGGUAUGCUGGCUCGUCAGAUGACGACGAGGCUACUUCUAACAACAAGUCCGACCAACAUCAAAAACAAGCUUGGGCUGAGAAGACGGUAGUCUUGUUGUCUGGGAAUUCAGGUGCUGACGAGCCACUCUUGAGCCAGCUUGCAGAAGCUGUCCAAAGGAGAUCAGGCAAGGCUGCAGCCAUCCACUCACUUCUUUCGCCUGACAGCCAACUUGAGAGCCUGGACCUGUCGAGAUCCCACGUCAUGAUCUGCGAGCUAGACCAGCCCAUCCUCUCAAGGCUGACCAGCCAGGGGUUCUCUCAACUCCAGAAGGUCUUGACAGGCGCAGCUGGCGUGCUGUGGAUCACCAGGGGAGCCUACCUGCACGCAGCGAGCCCCGACGGGAAUAUGGCCGUGGGACUAUGCAGGACUGUUCGAUCCGAGAGAGAGGCGGCAGUGGCUACUCUUGAUCUGGAUCCCGCGUCCAGCCUCUCAAACACCAAGAAAACGACGAAUCUCAUCCUAGAGACCUUCACCAGAGUGUUUGAUUCUGUAAACCAGGAGGUCAACGACAUGGAAUACGCCGAAAAGGACGGCGCACUCUUGGUUCCAAGAAUCAUCAACGACGAUGCCAUGAACCUUUUGGUCCACCGUGAGGUCCACCCUGAUCAAUGCGAGCCCUAUCUCCAGGACUUUGUCCAAGAUGCAUCGUCGCAGCCUCGUCGUCUCAAGAUGUCUGUCGGCACGGCGGGCGCACUUGACAGUCUCUAUUUCCAUGACGACGACGACAACAACAACCAGGAGGGCGUUGACAACAAUGUCAUGCUCGGUGACCAAGAGAUAGAGAUCGAGAUUCGAGCCACCGGCAUGAACUUCAAAGACGUUGUGGUCGCCAUGGGCCAGUUAUCUCAGCCAUACAUCGGCAUCGAGGCCGCAGGCAUCGUGUCUCGCAUCGGCCCCAAGGUUGCCAGCCUGGCUGUUGGCGACAGGGUAUGUGCCAUGACCCACGGCGCCUACAGCACAGUGGCCAGGUGUCCUGAGACCAGCGCCGCGCGGAUUCCCACGACCAUGUCCUUCGAGACGGCGGCAUCCAUCCCCGUUGUCUACUGCACAGCAUACUACGGUCUUGUCGAGCUCGGAAGGCUAGACGAGGGUGAGACGAUUCUGAUCCAUGCAGCAGCAGGCGGCGUUGGGCAGGCCGCCAUCCAGCUGGCCAAGAUGCUGGGAGCAGCAGCGAUCUAUUGCACCGUCGGCAGUCCCGACAAGAAGCAGUUCAUCAUGAAAGAAUAUGGCAUCCCAGAGAACCAUAUUUUCUCCAGCCGCGAUGCAUCCUUUGGGCCGGCCAUUCGUGAGGUAACAGCUGGGAAGGGCGUCGACUUGAUCAUCAAUUCCCUGGCCGGUGAUUUGUUGCGAGAAUCAUGGGACUGCAUUGCCCAUUUUGGUCGCUUUAUCGAGAUCGGAAAGAGGGAUAUCACUUCGAACACCCGCCUGGAGAUGGCCAAAUUCAACAAUAACGCCACUUUUAGCUCUGUGGACUUGACAGUCCUUGCCAACGAGAAGCCGAAGAAGAUGGCUGCCACGUUCAGUGAUGUCCUGAAGCUGUUUGAGAAGAAUCUCGUCAGCCCAAUUGCGCCCAUCAACGUCUUUGGCAUCUCUCAGGUUGAAACUGCCUUCCGUCUCCUGCAGAGUGGAAAAACAACGGGAAAACUCGUCGUCGUGCCACAGGCUGGGGAGCAAGUCAAGGCAACACAUCCCACGAGCAGCACCAAAUCUGCUCUCUUCCGGGCCGACGCCACUUACCUUCUCAUCGGUGGUACUGGAGGCCUGGGAAGGUCUCUUUCUAAGUGGAUGGUGGCCAGAGGCGCGAGAAAUAUCGUCUUGGUCUCUCGACGGGCUCGACUCGAGGGCGCAGUGGAGCAGCUUGCUGAGAACUUGAGGCAGUCUGCAGGAGCUAACAUUGUUGUCAAGGCUUGCGAUGUGACCGAGAAGGACCAGGUCACCAGCCUCAUCGAGACUUGCUCCUCGGAGCUUCCACAGAUCGCGGGUGUUAUACACGCCGGUAUGGUGCUAAGGGACGUAUUGUUCGAAAAGAUGGCUUUUGAGGAUUACCAAGCCGUCAUCGGCUCCAAGGUGGCGGGUACGUGGAACAUCCACAACGCCCUCCUCACCUCCAACCCGCCGCUCGACUUCUUCAUUGCCCUCUCUUCGGCUGCCGGAAUCGUGGGAAAUCGCGGCCAGGCUGCCUAUGCUGCCGCAAACACCUUCCUCGACGCCUUCUGCCGCUAUCGACAACAGCAUCUCGGCCUUCGCGCUGCCUCGAUUGAUCUCACCGCCGUGCAAGACGUCGGAUACCUGGCCGACACGGGCGCAGAUCGUCAAGACGAAGUGCUGAAGAACCUUGGAGGCGAGAGCAUGAACGAGGCCGAAGUUCUGGCUCUGAUCGCUGCCGCUGUCGUUGGAAAUCCUGGGUCGGACAGCAACGAGGAGAAGGGCAUUUUCCCAGGCCACUGCCUGACCGGUCUGAGGCUCGGUGACGAUCCGCAGAGACUCCCCUACUAUGCCCAAGACGCCAAGUUCAAUCAUUUGCGCGAGGCCGUCCUCUCUUUGCACGGCGCCGCCGGUGGUGCUGCGUCAUCAGGGGCACAGGUCUCGAUCGCCACAUCUCUGUCUCGAGCCAAGUCGCCAGAGGAGGCUAUCGAGAUCAUCACCACUGGGCUCACGGGGAAGCUUAGUUCCAUCCUGAUGGUGCCGACCGAAGAACUCGACGCUGAAACGCCUAUCACCAAGUAUGGUCUGGACAGCCUGAAUGCCAUCGAGCUGAGGAACUGGAUUACCAAAGAGCUGGGUGUGAACCUGCAGGUAUUGCAGUUGUUGACGAGCGGGUCUUUGACCAACCUGGCUGGUAUAAUAUUUACCAAGCGAGGUUGAAUGAAUGGAACUCAUUGUAGAAUGACCCAUCCAUUCAGCAUGCAAGUCGCAAGUCAGAUUACGAGUGACAAGGCCGAGGAAUAAUAUCAGUGCGUGUAUAGUAACUGUUUAGUAGCUUUGAUUACAGAAAUUGGGACUUUUGUUUGAAAUACAUAAAUAUAUACACACACUUAUAUAU